Hippopotamus amphibius kiboko is the source of this 7312-nucleotide messenger RNA. RefSeq names its product PBX/knotted 1 homeobox 1 (gene PKNOX1). Gene Ontology annotation, biological process: regulation of transcription by RNA polymerase II; angiogenesis. The transcript has 12 exons. Bases 5173 to 6711 code for a protein of 512 amino acids. The record is from RefSeq and is a predicted model, not a curated record. Lineage: Eukaryota; Metazoa; Chordata; Mammalia; Artiodactyla; Hippopotamidae. Gene Ontology annotation, molecular function: RNA polymerase II cis-regulatory region sequence-specific DNA binding; DNA-binding transcription factor activity, RNA polymerase II-specific.
UGGCGAGUGUGGAUUAAAUGAAAAAUGCAGGCGACUUGACAUCACCAGAACUGAGUCAGAGAGCGCAUGGUAGCUGGGGUUAUAUUUUUCAAGUAUAACAUGUCUCUUGGGACAGCUAAACUUUAGGCUGGGGGUUGGCAAACGACAGGCCUAUGGGCCACGUCCCACAGCGGCCUGUUUUUGUACAGCCUUAGAGCCAUACGUGGUGCAUUUAGAGGAAAAAGAAGAAGAUGUGAUAGAGAUAGUAUGCGGCCUGCAAAGCCACGGACAUUUACUAGCUGGCCCUUUACAGGAAGCGUGCAGACCCCACUCAGCUCUCAACUGGAACACGGUCUGGAUCUAAGUGGGGUCAGAUAACAUGUCUGUUGGGGAGAUAUGAAUAAUAAAAGGGAAAAGGGAGGAUAUUUUCCCUAUUCAGACUCUUAGCGUGUGGUGACCGUGUGCUGUCCGUAGUGCCAUCUGUGUAAAAACAGAGCCUGUGUGAAUGGCUCUUAACUCACCAUUAAAGUCAUAAAGGAUCCGCGUGAGUAAAUGCUGGAAGUGCAAAUCCAGAAACCUCUGCUCUAGCGACUAGUUCCUGUCGCCUCCUUGCUCUUUAGUCUUUCUCUGUUGCUGGCAUCUGAGCGCUAGGAGUCCCUGCCUUCCUGAUUGAGUCAGUGUGUAGUGUCCAGUUCUUUAUUACGGGUGCCCCCACCUUGCCCAGAAGCCCCUGUUCUGAGACCCAGAUGCCAGUGGGACAGCAAGGAGGGUUCCGGGGGUGGGCUGGAGGGCAGACUGGCCACUGCUCCGUGCCCAGAACCACCCAGGCCGGGGAAGGGCCAGGGCCCCAGUAGGGCUUCUUGUUCUUUCUAGAAUCCCCGCCAUCCUGGUCUUUUUUUUUUUUCUGUCUUCAUAUCUCUUUUGACGAUUCUUAUGUAAAAGGGAUGAAAACAGGAGAUGGAGUAAUCCUCAACUCUUUUUGAGAACUUUUCUGAGAUUUGUUUUCUUGUGGACCUCUUGAGUUGACCACAUAAUGUUUGUUUGUUUGUUUUAUUUUUUUGGCCUCACUGCUUGGCAUGUGGGAUCUUAGUUCCCAGACCAGAGACGGAAACCCGUGCACCCUGCAGUGAAGCACAGAGUCCUAACCACUGGACCGCCAGGGAAGUCCCUGGAUGACAUUUAGUUAACUUGCCUGAGGAUGUACUUUACCUAUUGUUUAUUUAGAUGUUUAUUUCUCAGUUUUGAUUUUAAUGGCAAAGUAUAUCCUAAGACUAUAACCUGUAACUGUUUUAAACUUUAAAAAUCUCUCCAUCUUUGUUAUUUUUCCUGUUUUUUAAAAAAAUUAUUCUAUGUGAAUUAUGUUCCAAGUGGAGAAUUCAGUUGUUGAAUUUUUUUUGUGUGGAGUGGAAUACAUAUUAUGGAAUAUUCGCAGUAUUUCUGCCAUCAAAGCUUAAAGGAAUGCUUUUCUAAUGUAAUUUUCUCAUAUAAUAAAUAAUAUUGAGGAGGUGGGAUGAAUCAGGAGAUUGGGAUUGGCAUGUAUACACUGAUAUGUAUAAAAUAGGUAACUGGUGAGGACCUGCUGUAUAGCACAGGGAACUCCACUGUGCAGUAGAAACUAACACAAUGUUGUAAAACAACUAUGCCCAAAUGAAGAAAAAAUAAUAAAGCCCACUAGCUAACAGGAAAAAAAAUGUAUGCAAUGGGAUCUCAGUGUUGACAAGCAGAAAAAAAAAUAUUGAAAUUGAUGAUUAUAGUGCAGACAGAACAUUUAAAUAUUUUCUCUUUUUAGCUACAUUUUUGAUAGAGUCUCAUUAAAAUAAUCUGAACUCUUGUCUAGACCAGUCAAAAUCAUCCAGUGGUCAAAACCAGUUACUGUAGACGCUUUGCUGAGUUUGACGUGGUCCCCAUUAGGAGGAGGCAUCCUUGUUAGCUCUGCGUGGAUGAACACGUAGAAUAUCAAGUACACGUGUGUUUGGGAUGGUAUGAGGGUAUGUGGCAUUCAUUGGGAAUGAAGCAUUCCAGCCAGGCAAACCCCCCAGAUAAUAGGUUUAACCUUUGAAUGCCCUGAGAUUCAUUUUAAAGGUUUAACAGAGUGUCCUGAGAAGGGUCCCAGAUGUGUAUCGCCUCCCAGACUGUUGUGUCCUCACUGCCAGUGCUGAGUCCCUGCUGCUACAGAACACAGGUUCAGAUGUGGGACGAUAGCACGGGUUGACGGUUCAUCGGUGGAACGAGGGUUAUUCUAGAAGCAGGUGGGGAUGUAGGCAUUCAUGCCGACUUGAGGUGGUGUGAGGGUAACCAGUGGAAGACUGAAGGUGGAACAGGUUGCUCCCAAGUACCUGAGGGGAAAGGAGAGCAAAGAAGAGUUUCAUCAUUUCAACAAAAGGGAGUUCAGGAGAAAGAAAGGAACAAGGACACUUGCUCGGUGUGUAAAAAACAGACAGUGUAAGAUAGCAUGAACAAGCUCAGAGAUACCAGUAACCACAAUGAAUGUAAAAGGGUUAACUCUCCCAGGUGAUAAAAACACCAGAUUUAGUAGAAGAAUGAAGUCUAGCUAAGCGCUGUAUGUAAGUGGCACAUCUAAAACGAACACAGAUGGUGGGAAACAGGGGAUAGAAAAUAUCAGUCCUACAAAAAUGUAGGUUUAGCAAUACUAGGAUCAGACAACCACACUCAAGGUGAAGAGCGUAAGAGGAGUGCUUCUUACUGUCAUAAAGGAAUUUAUGAGUAAAAUGUAGAAAAACACGAAAGUUGAUUAGAGUAGAAGCUGACGAUUGUACACUGAGGGGCCCCUCAGCAAGCUGCAGACCACGGAGCCCAGAGAGAGCAGAGGGGGUGGAGGGCCUCUCAGCCUGGCCCCCCGGUGUGGGGCUGCCCUGUGCACUUCAAGAAUGUCAGUAGCAUCCCUGGCCUCUACCCACUGUGAGGACCAGAAAGGUUUCUGGAUGUUGCCAGAUGUCCCUUCGGGGCCAGAAUCAGCUCUGGUUGAGAACCGUGAUAUAAAGGAUUUAAAUACUAGAGCUGAUGGAUGAUGUGGACAGAAAUUCAUGCCCAACAAACAGAAAGUAUACAUUCUCAAUUAUGUGGAACACUGAACAAAAACCAGCCACGUGUUAGGCCACAAAGAAAAAUCCCAAGUUUCAGAAAGUUAAUUCUGUAGGCCAGAUUCUCAGACCACAGUGCAACCUAGUCAGAACCUAAGAUUGAAAGGAUAGCUAAAAAUAUCCACCCAGAAACUUUAAAACCCCCUUCUUUUUAUCUCUUGGGUUAAAGAGAAGAUCGCUAACUAUUUCAGACUCUCUAUAAAUAAGUGACAGAGGGCUACAUGCCACAGCCCGUGGGAUGAGGCAGAAAUAGGUCUCUGGGGAAAGAACGUGCGUAGCCUUAAAUGCAUCUAAUAGAGAACAAGAAAAAUAAAGGAAUUCAGCUUUCAACUCAAGAAACUAGGAAAAAUAAAAUUAAGGCAAACCUACUUUUGCUUUUUGCAAAUCUGAUGAAGAAGAAAUGAGAACACAAUAUUUAAAAAGGGGUGUGAUUACAGAUAUAAAAAUUUUACAAGUAAGAACAUCCGUGUACAAUUUGAUGGCAGUAAAUUUGAAGAGCUGUGGAUCGUUAAUGAAGCCAUAAAUGAUCAGGAUUGACCCUGGAGGUAGAAAACUCAUGCAGACUAGCAACUUUAGAUGAAAUGGAGAAGGUAGUCAAGAUUUAUCUUUUUAAAAAGGCACUGGGGUGAGUUAGAUCAAACUUUCAUGGAGCAGAUAAUUCAUUCCUGUGUUAAAUGUAGCAACCAUUCACUAACAAAAUUAUUGUGCACCUGCUGUGUACCAGACAUUGUGAUGGUGGCGGAGAACAUAACGUGAACGAGAGCAGAUACGGCUCCUUCCUGCCAGGAAGCAGUAGAGGCACAAGUCAAUCAAAGGCCCACCUGAGUAAAUGCAGGAUUACAGCUGCAGGAAGGACUGUCAAAGGCAGGCACGUUUUGCUCUGAGAUGUGGGCCAGAGGUCAGGGGUAGCUCUUCUAAGAUGGGGUGACUGAUGUGAACAGUGCAGGGGAACAGGAGUGGGCCAGGGGAUGAGAAAUAGGAUGACCGGUCCAGGCAGAGGUGGGGACUGUGCUCAGAGGCUUGUGCAGGGUGGGGAGAGCACAGGGCUCUGAAGAACCCGUAAGGGCCGGCCUGGUGUGAUGGCCUGGUGUGACUGCGGUGCAGGGAAGGGGGAGGGGAGGGCAGCAAGGAGAAGAGCAAGGACCCAGUCCUGCUGAGCAGCCAUGCUGCGGAGAGGCUGAUCUGUGUCCUGGAGGCAGGAGGGAUCCCCUGGAGGGUGUUAAGUGGGUGUGUCCUGAUCAGAUUUGGGUUUCAAGAAGAUCCCUUUAAAGCCUCGGAAACAUGCCCUUGUCCACAGAGAGACUGAGUCUGCACCUGUAGUGUUCACUCUGCAGCUGUAAACAGGAGUGAAGGUGACCGCUGACCUGCUGUGAAGCAUCUUUAGGAUGUGGUAAGUGAGAAAAGGAAGGCUCAGAGCUGAGUAGAGCAUGUACUUUUAUCCGAGAGAGGUGUGUAAAUAUUUGCUUAUGAUAAAAAAGCUUAAACCCCAGGCUAGUUAGAAUGGUGUUCCUUAUUGGAAAGGGAAGGGAUUAUAGAUUAGGGAGGGAGAGUUAUAGAUUAGGUUUCUGAACAUAUCGUCUAUAGUAAAAUCAAAUCAAAAGGAGAGGAGGAGUACUACCUAAAAAUUAAAGCAAAAUAAAUCAAAAGAGCUUAGCUAGGAAUUGAGUUGAUGGUUUUACUACACAGAGAAUUAUUUCAAGUGACUUCAAAACAAAUUGGGUUGUACAUCUAUCCUAGAGAGAGAAAUCCUAAAGACAAAGGAACUACAAAGAAAUCUUAAUUUUUAGUGCUUGUAUUGUUAGUAAUAAUAUAUUAUUUUGAAAUUAUAUGUGUAUAUAUGUAAAAUAUGAUGUCAUUAUGUUAUUGUCAUUAGGAAAUUAUUUUCAGGGUAAGGAAGAAGAUAUACAAAUAUUAGUUUGAAGUAGUUAGGUAAAUACCCUGUAAUCCCAAAUUUGAAUUGGACGUAUCAGUGUUAAUUUGUUUUAAAAAAAAUUUUUAUAAGAAAAUAUUUCCUAUAUUUGUCUGUUGGGAAGGCCUAGAAAGUGUGACCAGCCAGUAGUGGUGAGCACACAGCGCCUGGAGUGUGGUCUCUAUGUGUCAUUUCGCGUUGCAGUCGAAGCCCUUGGAUGAAUGGCAAAGUCUGGAUUUGACACAGAAAAUAAACAAGAUGAGCCUGGAGUAUCUCAUUUUACCUGAAAGCAAGCCGCAGAACCUGCUCCCCACGGUCGGCUCCACCACGGGACAUGCAGCACUGCUCUGCCAGCUGCUCAGACACCGUUUGCUUUUGACUCAAGAUGAUUUGAUGUUUUGUAGAGGACUCACCAUGAUGGCUGCACAGACGCUGAGCAUAGACAGCUAUCAAGACGGGCAGCAGAUGCAAGUAGUAACAGAGUUAAAAACAGAACAAGACCCCAGCUGCUCUGAACCAGAUGUGGAAGGAGUGAGCCCUCCCACUGUGGGGUCCCAGACACCAAUGGAUGCAGACAAGCAGGCCAUUUAUAGGCAUCCACUAUUUCCAUUAUUAGCUUUGUUAUUUGAAAAAUGUGAACAAUCUACACAGGGCUCGGAAGGCACAACUUCUGCCAGUUUCGAUGUGGACAUUGAGAACUUUGUAAGGAAACAAGAGAAGGAAGGAAAGCCCUUCUUUUGUGAAGAUCCAGAAACUGACAAUUUAAUGGUGAAAGCGAUCCAGGUUCUGCGCAUCCACCUCCUUGAGCUGGAGAAGGUCAACGAGCUCUGCAAGGACUUCUGCAGCCGCUACAUUGCUUGUCUAAAAACGAAAAUGAACAGCGAGACGCUCCUGAGCGGGGAGCCUGGCAGUCCGUACUCCCCCGUGCAGUCCCAGAUUCAAAGCGCCAUCACAGGCACCCUCGGCCCUCAAGGAAUCGUGGUGCCAGCAUCCGCUCUGCAGCAGGGGAACGUCACCAUGGCAACAGUGGCAGGGGGCACAGUCUAUCAGCCCGUCACUGUCGUCACUCCCCAAGGCCAAGUAGUGACACAGGCGCUGUCGCCUGGCACCAUCCGGAUCCAGAACUCCCAGCUUCAGUUGCAGUUAAACCAAGAUCUGAGCAUCUUGCAUCAAGAUGACGGCUCAUCGAAGAACAAGAGGGGGGUCCUGCCGAAGCACGCCACCAACGUGAUGCGGUCGUGGCUCUUCCAGCACAUCGGGCAUCCCUACCCGACAGAAGACGAGAAAAAACAGAUUGCUGCUCAGACAAAUUUGACACUACUCCAGGUUAACAACUGGUUCAUCAACGCCAGGAGACGCAUCCUGCAGCCCAUGCUGGAUUCCAGCUGCUCAGAAACUCCGAAAACCAAGAAGAAAACUGCCCAGAACAGACCCGUCCAGAGGUUUUGGCCCGACUCCAUCGCCUCGGGAGCCGCACAGCCGGCCGCCGGCGAGCUGACCGUGGCCGAAGGAGCCGUCGUGACCAUCGCCGCGCCCGUGAGCGUGAACGUGGAUGGCCUGCAAUCCCUGUCGUCGGACGGGGCCACGCUGGCGGUGCAGCAGGUGCUGAUGGCCGAGCAGAGCGAGGACGACUCGGUGGACAGCACGGGGGACGGCGGGGCCGCGCUGGCGCCCAGCCACCUGGGUGGGCUGGUGCUGGAGAACAGCGACUCCCUGCAGUAGGGCCGGCCGCCCUGCCCAGCCCGCGUUUUAUAGUUUGCACAGCAAACGUUUUACACAGUUUUAUUUCUAACGUUUUAUAUGUAGGCAUAGAAGAGUGCACUUUUGUAUUUCAUAGUAAGCUUCCAAGGCGUCUUUGCCGGUGCAGCGACUUCUUUCAAGGUGUGAGCGUGUGUGUGCGCGUGCGUGUGUGUGUUUUUAAGGAACUACUUUAAAGGUUUAACGCUAAAAAUGUUAUGAAUGACAAGCACCCCCCCACCCCCAUGAACCCCUGAUUAGGUUAAGGAGUAGCGCUGCCGUUUUCUAAACAAUUAUGCAGUUUUAAUUUAGUUCUGUGGUUCAGGCAGGUCUCGGGGGCUGGUUUAUUUGUGUAGCCCCUGGACUAGGAAGAAGCUUCUGCCCCUGAAAACUGCCAGUGCGAGGCGGACGGCACAGCAAUAACCCAUAUGUGACCCGGCGGCAAGUGUGCAGCAAGUUAACCGUGGUUCCGUCCUCUCGUGUUCCGGGAGCCUGUGUCAUUUGCUAUAUAUGAGAAGAAACUCCUAUUUUUACCUUGCUGGAAUUAUUGGAUAAAAAGCUAUUUUUAUAAAUUCGUUAUGAAUUG